Molecule: messenger RNA, 1320 nt
Organism: Puccinia triticina
Lineage: Eukaryota; Fungi; Basidiomycota; Pucciniomycetes; Pucciniales; Pucciniaceae
Exons: 4
Coding region: 1-1320 (439 amino acids)
Biological process (GO): protein phosphorylation
Molecular function (GO): protein kinase activity
Source: RefSeq, a predicted model, not a curated record
AUGGCAGCAUCGAUCUCAAGAAGGCUCCAACUAAGCAGCAUCUGCUCCUCCGAGAAUGCCACCCACACAGUGUGUCUCUUGCUCGACAACCUACCCGACUGUGUCACCAUCCCUCAUGAUGUGUUCAACAAUCUAGCAACCGGUGCUCCUCUUUGGGCGGGCUCUCGGCAGCUCGCACCGUGCUGUGCACAACCUGACCGAACGAUUACCAAUUGCUCGCAAACACUGCUGCCAAUCGAAGUGAAGCCAACGUCUGUUAUUCCAGAAGGAACUGAGCUGGUCGAAGAAAUCAGCAGCACUUUAAAGAAGCUCUACAAUGCCAUAGAGGCAAAAGAUCACCGCUGGAUAAAGCUAUCAUCGACGGAUCGGAAAAGUUGGGAGAAAAUCGUGCACAGCUCUCCGGCAUCGAAAGCUUUCACGCAAGCCUAUGGUUACUCGUGUGCCAACAAAACCCGUUACGCCAUCCUCACUAAUGGCAUCGACUGGUGGUUCAUCAAGCGGUCAAGGCAACGCAUGGGGGACGUGCAAGUGACUCCCUCCAUCAACAUUGGAAGCACAAACCCAACGGUCGCACAAUGCUUGAACUAUAUUGCCAAGCGGGCGUUGGAAAGGCCGGGAUGCCCGUCGCCCUCUGAUCCGACGCCGUUUCCACCCUCCUUCAACUCGCAGUUCCCGCACCAAACCCGCUCGCUGCUUCUUCCGCCUGACAGCCAUGCCCCUGUGGUUUUGCUGCUUGCGGACGGCACCGAACAGUUUUUUGACGACGGGGACGUCGUUGGGCUGGAAGAGACUGUUGAAGGGCUGCAUGGCAGCACUUCAAGAGCUGUAGUCUUUGGAAUUACCAUAGCUUUGAAAGUUGUUGACUUAUACAAAAUGCAAGACGGACUUGCACCGCUUGAGAAUGAAUUGGCAUGCUACCAGCACAUGGCAAAACUUAACGGAACUAUUGCUCCGCGCCUCCACGCCUUUGGUAUGCUGGGGAACGGUGCCUUCCCGGUACUUGGUACCGAGUGGAUUGACGGUCACCCACUCAGCAAAAAUGAUUCCGCUCUCUUUCCGCAAGUCCGAGAGGCAUACAGCAAGCUCCACUCCAUGUACAUCAAGCAUGGCGAUGUAGCCAGCCGCAACAUCCUUGUGACCAACGACAUGGUCAAGCUCAUAGACUUCGCUCAGGCUAUCAUUUUUGAAGACAAACAGGUGGCGCGUGGCGAACUAGAUGAUGAGAUGGACGCUGUCGAGGCGCUGCUGCGCAAGCUCGGAGUGAAAUCGCAGGCCUCAGCCGCUGACAUCCCCUUACGCAAAAUGCCUCGUGUGGAGUAG